Molecule: messenger RNA, 918 nt
Organism: Hyaloperonospora brassicae
Lineage: Eukaryota; Oomycota; Peronosporomycetes; Peronosporales; Peronosporaceae
Source: the annotation of a GenBank genome assembly
AUGGACUCGCCCCGCACGAGCCCCUCGAGCCAAAAGGCACCACAGCCCACUGGCACUUCGAGGACGAAACUGCCUGCGCUCUCGACAACGUCGUUGACUCCUCCAGAGCCCGUGCAGACGUCGAAUGCGUCGUACGCUGCCCCUCAGCCGACGCCGGAUGCACUCGCGAUGAAAAUGGCGUCAGCAAUGCCGCCUUUUGCAGUGGCCUCCCAGUUACCGCCAGGACAUAUGCAUCUGAUCCAGUCGCGUCUUCCGGGAGGCAGCAAUAUGCCGAGUGGUCCCUACGGCAUAUACCCGAGUGGAACGCAUACCGGUGUCAAUGGCGACCCGAACCACCCGUUCGUGACGGUCAUGGCCAUGGCUCCACCUGGAGCCUCGGGCGACGCCGAGGUCGACAACAUGCGCUUUGCAUACCUGAAGCAGUGCCGGUGGAUGGCAAGCUGCUUGAUGGCGUACUACGUGACCACGUUUGUGUUCCUGCAGCCAUUUCUGCUUGGCACAUUGGGUCUCUUCACGGCGUUUAUCGGCUACAACGGCUCGCGGGCGCCUGUUGACAUGCAUCGGUACAAGUGGCUGUGCUGGUACGUCCGGGCCAACUACGGCAUGUUGGUGCUCAAUAUGUGGAUGCUCGUGGUGACCCUCAUCGUGUCGGGGGCCAUCUUCGUCCCUGACGCCAACGUCGACGGCAUUCAUGGCAGUCUCAGUAGCGACGACGGCCAUGUGCCAGAGUCGACGUUCCUCUCUGCAAAAAGCGCGAGCCUCGUCAUGGGACUGCUCGUGACGCUCAACACGGUGUUCCACCUGCGCUGUUUGCGCGUCGCGAAGCUUCUGGUUGCAGAGCUCCUGAGCGCAGGGGUCGACCGUGAGCCAGCGCCUAGUCUAGUAGUUGCCCCGGCGCAGUCCGUCUCGGUCGUGUAA